GGUGUUCAUAUGACUCUGAGGAGCAGCAGAGCAGGUGUCAUUUCUGACAACAGCAGCAUACAAAAGGAGGAAAGAAGGAAACCAGUCACGGUUAUGUCAGGUUCUGAGAAACAGACGUAUUUCACUAUUGUGACUGGACAGACGAUAAACGCUGAUGUGGACUUUAUCACAAAUCUCCACAAACACCGACCAAACCUGCAGAAGGUGUCUUCAGUGGAGGAGUGUGAUGUCAUUCUGGUUUUCUGUCCUGUUGUUUCUCGAGCUGGAACUGACAUUGAAGCAGCACUGAAAAAACUCAAUGACAAAUCAGCCACCAAACCUGCUGUUCUAGUGGUGCUCCAUCAUACGUUUGACCCAGACAGCACAGUACCAGACAGCAGCAGAUCUGUAAACAGAGAGAACACAUUCACAGUGGACUGUCUGUUCUAUGAGGAUAAAGGACUGCUGCAGUGCGAGAAGAAUGAUACUGCAUUAGAAAAAAUCACAAAGCACUUAAAACCUCAGAAAUCAGCAUCAGCCUCAACAAGCAGGGAUGGUGCUCUGAGUUCACAACCCUCAGCGCAGCCUUUAACGGAGCCAUUGCUUCAGACCAACAGGAGUAAUGUAAAUCAAGACACAGAGUCAAGCUGUGGACACUGCUGUAGCAUGUCUUGUGCUUGCUGUUUUUUCAUAUAUGAAAUUAUUGACUGCUUGCAACUGUUGGUUUAGUAGAAACAGGAGUGGAGACUUUGUUGAGGAAAAGAAGUUUAAUAAACGCAUGUCUUCCCAACCAAGCAAGUCUAACUAAUCUUACAAAACGAUGAACUUAUAGUCACGAAUGUACACCACACCCUCUAGUUGACUCUUUGUCUAAAUGACCCAGAAACCCCCCUACUGGAUGGGCAACUGCCUCUACCUUUGUAAUUAAAAUAGAGGUGUUGAGGCCCACCCAGGAAUUUACAGUCUCACCCCAUCUAGGAGCCAGGAUGUCUCCGAGAUAUCCCUUCAACAAAUGGCAUUGUUAGAUUGGGGAGCUAUAGAUAACCAGAUGUAAAAUAGGCUAACCAUUGGAGGUCGUUACAUGGCAAAGGGAUUAAUAAAAAUUAAUAAAAGCAAAUAAAGUAAAAUAAUAUUUAACAAAAUCAUCUGUAGUUGCAUUCUUGAGUGCAUUUGUGGCAUAUGUUGUUAAAAUUGUGAGGCUUAUUUGAAGCAAUAUAGAUUUGUGUCUAAACACUAAAAGAGUUAACACAAUAUGAUUACUGGUCCUUGAGAUGUACUAAUUCAGAUCCAGCACACCUGGCUCUCAUAUGACUUCAUUACCUAGAUCAGGUGUGUUAGAUCAGAGUUGGAGCUAAACUCUGCAGGGUGGUAAAUCUCAAGGACCAGAAUUGGGCACCCCUGUCCUAAAAGAUCAUUCCAUACCAACUAUUUAGGCCCUGGCAGGUUGUGUCUUGUUUUACCUAAUAACAUUUAUGAAAGAACUUCAAAUGAAUUCAUGCAAAAUUUAAAAGCUGCACCAAAUUACCACCUUAUUUUAAUGUAGUAACUGGUACCACUGAGUUAUCUUGUUAUUUCAAAUCUCGUUUUUUAAAGUUAGCCUAGAGCCUCAUAUAAAUGCCUGUUGUUUAUUAUAACAAGCUGCUUUAGUGAGUUGUAAGUGGCUUCACUGACAACAUUAUAUUUGGUUCAAAAUAACUAUGUUAUGUUAUGUAAUAUGAUGCUGUCUUAAAGAGAUUAUCUGUCAA
Colossoma macropomum (tambaqui) is the source of this 1724-nucleotide messenger RNA. RefSeq lists its product as uncharacterized. The coding region runs from base 10 to 708 and encodes 232 amino acids. The record is from RefSeq and is a predicted model, not a curated record. Lineage: Eukaryota; Metazoa; Chordata; Actinopteri; Characiformes; Serrasalmidae. The transcript has 6 exons.